Molecule: messenger RNA, 11006 nt
Organism: Cheilinus undulatus (humphead wrasse)
Lineage: Eukaryota; Metazoa; Chordata; Actinopteri; Labriformes; Labridae
Gene: cdh23
Product: cadherin-related 23
Exons: 68
Coding region: 1-10119 (3372 amino acids)
Biological process (GO): homophilic cell-cell adhesion
Cellular component (GO): catenin complex; plasma membrane
Molecular function (GO): cadherin binding; calcium ion binding
Source: RefSeq, a predicted model, not a curated record
AUGUCGUGGCGUGUGGGUUCAGGCGGCAGGAUGAUACUGGCCAAGCUCCUCCUUCCCCUCCUCGUCCUCCCCCCACUCUGUGAAGGCUCCAACCAGCCUCCACGCUUCCUCAACUACUUCUUCUCUACCUACCUGCUCAUCUACGAGGACAUGCCUGUCGGUUCCUCGGUGGCCCAGCUGAAGGCGACAGACCCCGAGGGCGAGCCGCUGAUGUACGGCGUCUCCGGAGAGGAAGCCAUGAGGUAUUUCUCUGUGAACAAAGACACAGGCGUGGUGUGGCUCCGACAGCAGCUCGACAGGGAGGCCAAAUCUGAGAUGCAGGUGGAGUUCUACGUGAGCGACAUCCAGGAGGUGGUCAAAGACACGGUGAACAUCCAGAUAGGAGACGUCAACGAUAAUGCGCCCAUCUUUCACGGACAGCCGUACACCGUCCACAUCCCAGAGAACACGCCUGUGGGCAGGUCAGUGUUCAUGGUCAACGCCACCGAUCCAGAUCAGGGCACCGGGGGCAGCGUCCUUUUCUCCUUCCAGCCGCCUUCUCCGUUCUUCGCCAUCGACGGCGCCCGAGGCACCGUCACCGUCAUCAAACCGCUCGACUACGAGACGACGUCAGCAUAUCAGCUGACCGUCAAUGCCACGGACCAGGACAAAGCUCGGCCUCUGUCCCGUCUGGCUAACUUGGCGAUCAGCAUCACGGACGUCCAGGACAUGGACCCCAUCUUCACCAACCUGCCCUACAGCACCAACAUCGAGGAGGACGUCCCUCUGGGCUACGAGGUGAGGAAGAUAACGGCCAUCGACCAGGAUCUGGGCCGGCCCAGAGGAAUCGGCUACACCAUCAUCUCAGGAAACACUAACAGCGUGUUUGCGUUGGACUACAUCAGCGGCUCUCUGACGGUGAACGGGCAGCUGGACAGAGAGAACCCACUGUACUCUGCCGGAUUCACGCUUACUGUCAAGGCGACGGAGCUGAAGGAUGACCGGAGCCCGUCAGACGCCACCGUGAUGACCACGUUCACCAUCCUGCUCAUCGAUAAAAACGACAACGCUCCAAAGUUCAACAGCUCAGAGUACAGGGUCCGGAUCACCGAACUGGCCCAGGUCGGCUUCGCUCUGCCGCUCUUCAUCCAGGCCGAGGACAAAGACGAGGGUGUGAACAGCAUGUUUCAGGUGUUUCUGACAGGCAACAACUCCGAGUUCUUCACCAUCUCGCCCACGGCGGUGCAGGGCCGUGCAGACAUCAGGAUGAGGGUGGCCAUGCCUCUGGACUACGAACACAUCCGCAGAUACAGCUUCUCUCUCUAUGCCAACGAGUCCAUGUCAGACCACGUGGGAUUUGCUCGAGUCUUCAUCGAGUUGAUCAACGAGAACGAUAACCGCCCCAUCUUCAGCCGACCGCUCUACAACAUCAGCCUCCCGGAGAACACGCCGCCGGGAACGUCGCUGCUCAGGAUAACGGCCACAGAUGGAGACGCAGGAACCUUUGGGGUCGUACGGUACUACUUCAGUGACGAACCUGACCAGUUUUCAUUGGACGAGGAGACGGGCUGGGUCAUCCUGCGGGCUUCUUUGGACUACGAGCUGAUGAGGCGUUUCACGCUGACCGUGCUGGCAAGGGACGGUGGUGGCGAGGAGACGACAGGAAGGAUCCGUGUGAACGUGCUGGACGUGAACGACAACGCUCCGCUCUUCCAGAAGGAGGCGUACGUGGGUUCUCUGAGGGAGAAUGAGCAGGCCGUGCAGCCGGUCGCUCGCAUCAGGGCCACUGACGAGGACUCUCCUCCUAACAACCUCCUGACCUACUCCAUCACUGCCGCCUCAGCCGUCCCGGACUUCUUCAGCAUCGUCAUGGUAGAGGGAUACGCAGUGAUCAGUGUAACCCGCCCCCUGGACUACGAGCAGGUUCCUAACGGGGUAAUCCACCUCACCGUGAUGGCGAGAGACGGAGGAAACCCCGCCCUCAACAGCACUGUACCCGUCAUCGUGGAGGUGAUUGAUGAAAAUGAUAACCCGCCGGAGUUCAGCCAGCCGUCCUACAUCGUCAAAAUCCCCGAGAACAUCAUCGCAGGAGCGACCGUCCUGCUGGUGAAUGCGUCUGAUCUGGACGCCUCUCGAGAGUUCGGCCAGGCGUCCCUCAUCUACUCCCUGGAGGGAUCGUCUCAGUUCAGGCUCAACUCACGCUCAGGUGAGAUCACGACCACGGCCCUGUUGGACCGCGAGCUGAAGUCAGAGUACAUCCUGAUCAUCAGGGCCGUUGAUGGAGGGGUGGGGCCUCAGCAGAAGACUGGCAUCGCCACGGUGAACAUCACCAUCCUGGACAUCAACGAUAACGCCCCCAUGUGGAGAGACGAGCCAUAUCACGCCAACGUGGUGGAGAUGAGUCCCAUCAACACCGACGUCAUCUCUGUGUUAGCCAUGGACCCUGAUAACGGACUCAAUGGGACGGUGGUGUACAGCAUCAGUCCAGAGAACCCGUUCUACACCAUCAACAGCAGCACCGGAAAGAUCCGCACCAGCGGGGUCACUCUGGACCGAGAGAGCUCCAACCCAGGGCACGCGGCCUUAAUGAGGACCAUUGUCAUCUCAGCUAUGGACCGCGGCAGCCCCCCUCUGCGUGCGUCAGCGAGUACCACAGUGUUUGUGAACCUUCUGGAUCUAAACGACAACGAUCCGGACUUCAUCAAUCUGCCGUCUGUGGCCGAGGUCCCUGAGGGUCUGCCUGUGGGAUCCUCAGUGUUUAAGGUCCAGGUGGAGGACCCAGACCAGGAUAAGAACGGUCAGAUCACUUUGGCGCUGCAGGUCGGGAUGCCCCGCCUCGACUUCUACCUGAACACGUCCACAGGUGUCCUGACGUCCACGGCUGUGCUGGACCGAGAGCAGAUCGGACAGUACCACCUGAGAAUCAUCGCCUUUGAUGCCGGGAAGUUCCCCCGCACGUCCACAUCGACGCUGACCGUCACAGUACUCGACAUGAACGAUGAGACGCCGACCUUCAGCCCGUCCGUCUACAAUGUGUCCCUUAAGGAGAGCGUCCCCAGAGACCACGUGGUCGCUCGUCUCAGCUGCACGGACGACGACGCCGGUCUCAACGCCGAGCUCAGCUACUUUAUCACAGGAGGGAAUCAGGACGGUAAAUUCAGCGUGGGGUUCAGAGACGGCGUGGUUCGGACGGUGGUCGGUCUGGACAGAGAGACUCAGGCGGCGUACGUGCUGGUGGUGGAGGCUAUAGAUAACGGCCCUGCAGGCAGCAGGAGGACGGGGACAGCCAUGGUUUCUGUGGAGGUCCAGGACGUCAACGACAACAGACCCAUCUUCCUCCAGAACAGCUACGAGACCAGCGUGCUGGAGAGCGUCCCCAGAGGAACCAGCAUCCUGCAGGUUCAGGCGACAGAUGCAGAUCAGGGGGAGAACGGCAGAGUCCUUUACAGGAUCCUCAGUGGUAACAGCAACAGUUUGUUCAAUAUCGACCGUCAGUCCGGCCUUCUCACUCGCGGUCAGCGAUCUCUGGACAGAGAGACCAGCAGCUCCCAUGUGCUGGAGGUCGAAGCGUUCAACAGCGACGAAGGCAGCAUGAGGAGCUCUGUGAGGGUCAUCAUCUAUGUGGACGACGCUAACGACGAGGUUCCCGUCUUCACGCAGCAGCAGUACAACCGUCUGGGCCUCAGAGAGACCGCCGGCAUCGGCACGUCUGUGAUCGUGGUCAGAGCGACCGACCCGGACAGCGGUGAUGGCGGCGCCGUGGCGUAUGCUCUGGUCUCGGGCUCAGACAAGAAGUUUGAGGUGGACGUCAGCACGGGUCUGGUGACCACGGUGGACUACCUGGACUACGAGACCAAGACGUCGUACCUGAUGAACGUGUCGGCCACAGAUCAGGCUCCGCCCUUCCACCGCGGGUUCUGCACGGUGUACGUGACCCUGCUGAAUGAGCUGGAUGAGGCCGUGAUGUUCUUCUCAGCCGGGUACGAGGCAUCUCUGAGAGAGAACAUCGCAACGGGAACGGAGGUGGUCCAGGUCCAGGCCCAGUCUGCAGACAACCUGAACCAGCUGACGUACCGCUUUGACCCUGAUACCUCACCUGCUGCGCUCGCCCUGUUCAAGAUCGACAGUGUCACGGGACGUAUUACGGUGACUGGCCUGUUGGACAGAGAAAAAGGAGAUACGUACACACUGACAGUGGUGGCUGAUGAUGGAGGACCAAAGAAAGACUCCACUGUGAAGGUGUCCAUCACCAUCCUGGACGAGAACGAUAACAGUCCAGAGUUAGACAUCACCUCAGACACCUCAGUGGACAUCACAGAGAACACGGAGAUGGGGAAAAAGGUGGCCGUGGUCCUGGGGAGGGACAGAGAUGCCGGACUGAACGGACUGGUGAACUUCACUCUGGUGGCAGGAAACAUGGAGGACGUGUUCAUGAUAAAAACGGUGAACCACACCUACGGCGAGGUCUACGUCAACGCUCCUCUGGACCGGGAGUCUGUGGACCGAUACCUGCUGAAGGUGCGUGCCAUCGAUAACGGCUCUCCCCCCCGACACACUGACCACGCCCUCACCAUCAACAUCCUGGACGUCAAUGACAACGCCCCGGUCAUCGAGAGCCCCAGAGGGUACAACGUGAGCAUCAGCGAGAAUGUCGGCGGCGGGACAUCCGUCCUGCGUGUUACGGCCACCGACAGAGACAUUGGGCCCAACGCCAUGUUGUUUUAUUACAUCACGGCAGGGAACCAGGACCUGACCUUCAGGAUGGACCGCGUGACCGGGGAGAUGGUGACCCGACCCGCUCCCCCCGACAGAGAGCGCCAGCAGGAGUACCGCCUCAUCGUUACCGUGGAGGACGACGGCACGCCGCCUCUGUCGACGUCCACCACCGUCCACGUCCUCAUCGUGGAUGAGAAUGAUAACGCCCCAGAGUUUCCAGAGGAAGAGUACGUCACUGUGCUGAGUGAGGGGCCUGACACCGUGGGGGCCACCAUCGCCACGGUUACAGCCAUCGACCCGGACGAGGGGCCAAACGGGACCCUGAGAUACGCCAUCGCCCACGGCAACCUCAUCCAGACGUUUCACAUCAACAGCAUCACGGGGAGGAUCACGGCUGUGAAGGAUCUGGACUAUGAGGUCAGCGGAGGUCAUUACUCUCUGGUUGUCACGGCGACGGAUCAGUGUCCACUUCCAUCUCUGCGUCUGACGUCCAGCACUACGGUGUUGGUCAACGUCCUGGAUGUGAACGAUGUGACCCCCACCUUCCCCCGUGCCUAUGAGGGGCCCUUUGAGGUAACAGAGGGCCAGCCGGGGCCCCGGGUGUGGACGCUGAGAGCAAGCGAUGAAGACUCUGGUCUGAAUGGCAAAGUGGAGUACAGCAUCACAGCGGGGGACCAUCAGAAUGAGUUCAUGGUGUCUCCAGUAGAGGGCGAGCUACGCGUGAGGAAGGAUGUGGAGCUGGACCGAGAGACGACGGCGUUCUACAACAUCACAGUGACCGCCAGAGACCUGGGGACACCGCCACGCAACAGCUCUGUGGUGGUUGGUGUCCGUGUCAGAGACAUCAACGAUAAUGACCCCGUCCUGCUGAACCUCCCUCACAACACCAGUGUCAGCGAGGGAGCGUCCAUCCACACCUCAGUGGCUCGAGUCCGAGCGAGAGACACCGACAGCGGACGAAACGCUCUGCUGACGUACAACAUCACGGCAGGGAACCUGGACGGAGCGUUCUACAUCAACGACACGACAGGUGUGGUGCAGGUGAACAGACCUCUGGACAGAGAGAGAGUGUCCGAGUACAGACUGACCAUCACCGUCAAAGAUAACCCCGAGAACCCACGCACUGCCAGACGGGACUCGGACUUGUUGUUGAUCUCCAUUCUGGACGAGAACGAUAACCGUCCGGUGUUCUCACGGAGCAGCUACAGAGCAGAGAUCACCGAGAACUCUGCAGCAGGUAGAACACACCUUUGCAGCACUGUUUCAGUGUUAAACGGUCCAAUCCUGGCUGAGGACAGAGACAUUGGAGCCAACGCCAUGGUAAAGUACCACCUGCUGGGAUCCAGGGUGGACCUGUUCAUGGUGGACUCUGACACAGGUGUGAUCAGAGUCCGUCAGGGGGCCAGAUUAGACCGAGAAGCCUUUGUGGAGCCCCGGGUUGAGCUCUUUGUGGUCGGGGUGGAUGUGGGCGGGUUAAACAGCAGCGUCCCGCUCACCAUCACCAUCCUGGACCAGAACGACAACCCGCCUGUGUUCAACCCUUCAAGUUUCAGUGUCCGCCUACCUGAGAACAGCCCAACAGGUGUGGUGGUCACUCAGCUGUCGGCCACAGACGCUGACUCGGGCUCUAACGGUUGGCUCACCUAUCGUCUAGAGAGCGGCGCCCAGGAUCGCUUCGUGGUCGAUGCACUCUCUGGCGCCGUCCUGGUGGGAAACACAACGCUUGACAGGGAGGAUCGAGGGUCCUACCGCCUGGUCGUCAUGGCAACAGACCGUGGCACGCCUCCCAUGUCAGGUACAGCUACCCUGACGGUCAUCCUGGACGAUGUUAACGACUCGAGGCCUCGUUUCAUCGAACCUGUGACCAUGAUCAACGUCAACGAGUCGACGCCGCCUGGUGUGGUUGUCGCCACGCUGACCGCUGAGGACCCUGACCUCCAUCCCCGCCUAGAGUAUUAUAUCAUUUCAGUGGAAGCAAAGGAUGAUGGGAACAACCCGGUGGACGGGCUGCAGGAGUCAUUUGGUAUCGACCUGCACACCGGUGCCGUGUUUGUACGCAACCCACUAAACAGAGAGAUGGUUGCUACAUUUGAGAUCAUUGUGUCUGUCCAUGACAACGCCAGUGAGGUCAUCGAUAAAUCAGGAAGUGUCCCUAACGCGCGGUUGACCAUCAACGUGUUAGACGUGAAUGAUAAUGCUCCUCGGUUCCGGCCCUUCGGAGUCUCAAACUUCACAGAGAAGAUUCUAGAAGGAGCCCAGCCGGGCACCACGCUGCUGUCAGUGUCCGCCGUCGACCCCGAUAAAGGUCCCAAUGGUCAGGUGAUCUACCAGCUGCUGCACCUGCCUCGUGGGGGGUACGUCCGCCUGGAAGACCCCUCUACAGGUAAGAUUGUAGCCAAUCAGACGGUGGACUUUGAGCAGGUUCAGUGGCUGAAUUUUACAAUCAGAGCUCAGGAUCACGGCACUCCUCCGAGGAUUGCGGAGCUGCCCGUCUACCUGAGGAUUGUCGACGUGAAUGACAACAACCCCGUGUUCCUGCAGCCGUCCUAUCAGGAGCCGGUGUUUGAGAACGUGGACCUGGGCACCGUCAUCAUCAAGGUCAGCGCAAUGGACGCAGACUCGGGCCUGUUUGCUGAGGUUGAGUACAGUCUGGUGGACGGGGAGGGAAAGUUCGGCAUCAGGCCGACAACUGGGGAGAUCUACAUCCUUUCUCCUCUGGACCGGGAGACUAAAGAUCACUACACGCUGACUGCCGUAGCCAGAGAUAACCCGGGAGGAAGCUACAGCAACAGACGAGAGAACUCUGUGCAGGUGCUAGUCACGGUCCUCGAUAUCAACGACUAUCGGCCUCGGUUCAUCGAGCGAGUCUUCAACACGAGUGUGUUUGAGAACGAGCCAAGUGGGACUUCGGUGAUAACGGUGAGAGCCGUUGACCUGGACGAGGGAGAAAACGGAGCCGUGCUCUACAGCAUGCUGGGACCUCACGCAGAUGCCUUCUCCAUGGAUCCUAACACAGGUCUGGUGCGUUCUCGCCGCCUGCUGCAGUCGUCUGAGCGUUUUAAUCUGACCGUCGUGGCCACAGAUCAGGGUCGUCCUCCUCUGUGGGGCACUGCAGACCUCAUCAUCACCGUCAUCGACGUCAAUGACAACAGACCUGUGUUUAUCAGACCAGCCAACGGGACCAUCAUACACAUCUUAGAGGAGCAGCCCCCUAACCUCCCCGUCUACGAGGUCUAUGCUACGGACGCUGAUGAGGGCGUGAACGGCGAGGUGAGAUACGCCUUCCUGCAGACUGGAGCAGGGAACAGAGACUGGGAGAACUUCCACAUACACGCUGUGUCUGGAGUCAUCACGACCACGGUGAAGCUGGACCGAGAGAAACAGGCGCUGCUCAGCCUGAUCAUCGUGGCUCGGGAUAUGGGUCAGCCGGUGCCGUAUGAGACCACGCAGCCCCUCCAGGUGGCGCUGCUGGACAUCGAUGAUAACGAGCCAGUUUUCCUGAAACCUCCACGGGGCAGCCUGCCGUACCAGCGGCUGAGCGUACCUGAGCACUCUCCUGCAGGUACGGUGGUCGGUAACGUGACUAGAGCGGUGGACGCAGAUGAAGGAGCCAACGCCGUUGUUUACUACUUCAUAGCAGGAGGAAACUCUGAUGGAAACUUCGGCCUCAGUCUGGACGGAGAGCUCAAGCUGUUCAAAGACCUGGACCGAGAGGAGACCCCGGUCUACUCCAUCAUUGUCAAAGCCUCCAGUAACAAGAGCUGGACUCCUCCCAGAUCUCUGAGGUCAUCGCGACGAGCCCUGGAUCCUGCCCGUGACCCCUCCCUGCUGGAGGUCCGCAUUGAGCUGGAAGACAUCAACGACCAGAAACCACGCUUCACUAAGCCGGAGUACACUGCAGGGGUGGCGGCAAAUGCCAAAGUGGGCUCGGAACUGAUCCGAGUAGUGGCGAUCGAUAACGACAUCGGGAACAACAGUCUGGUUCAGUAUCACAUCGUGACAAUCCGAUACUAUCAAUCACAGAGCAACGGCAGCUUGGACGUGGGCGGCAUCUUCAUCAUUGGUUUGACCGAUGGAAUUAUCCGAACCUACGAACUCUUCACCGCCUACAAUCCUGGCUUCUUUCAGCUCGAGAUCCUGGCGUGCGAUUUCGCCGGACACUGCACCACAGCUAACGUGAACAUCUACAUCCUCCGAGAUGACCAGAGGGUAAAAAUCGUCUUCAACGAGGUCCCUGAUCUGGUGAGAGAAAACCAGGAAGAGUUCAUCGAUCUACUGUCCAACAUCACGGGAGCCAUCGUCAACCUAGACGACAUCCAGUUUCAUGUGGAUAAGAAAGGCCGAGUGGAGUACAGUCAGACCAACAUGCUGAUCCACGUGGUCAACAAUCAAACCAACACCAUCCUGGAUGUGGAAAGAGUGAUCCAGAUGAUCGAUGAGAACAAAGAGCAGCUCAGGAAUCUGUUCAGGAAGUUUAACGUGGUCGACGUUCAGCCUGCUGUCAGUGACAAGCUACCUGAUGACAUCACCACCCUACAGCUCGCCAUCAUCAUCCUGGCCGUGCUGCUGUGUCUGGCUGGAAUCCUGUUUGUCACCAUGAACUGGCAUUACCGCCGAGUACACCAGAGGAAGUUGAAAGCCAUAGUUGCAGGAUCAUCAGGUAAUCAAGGUCUGAUGGAUAUCCUGGACAUGCCCAACACCAACAAGUACUCGUUCGAGGGGGCUAAUCCGGUGUGGUUGGACCCGUUCUGUCGUAACCUGGAGCUCGCCACUCAAGCUGACCAUGAGGACGACCUGCCCGAGAAUCUGAGUGAGAUCACGGACCUGUGGAACAGCCCAGCCCGCACACACGGAACGUUUGGACGAGAGCCUCAGGCCAAACCCGACGACGACCGCUACCUGAGAGCCGCCAUCCAGGAGUACGACAACAUCGCUAAGCUGGGCCAGAUCAUGAGGGAGGGGCCUAUCAAGGGCUCUCUCCUCACGGUGGUCCUGGACGACUACCUGCGGCUGAAAAAGCUCUUCGCCGCUCGACUCGUCACCGUGUCCACGAGUCAGGGGGACCACUCGUCUGUCACUGAGUUGAUCCAGAGCGACCUGGAUGAUGACGAUGACGAGCAUCUUGGUGGUGGUGGAGGCCGGGGCACACUGCGUUUCAAACAUAAACUUCCUGUUGAGCUGAAGGGCCCCGAGGGCGUCCACGUAGUCCAUGGCAGCACUGGGACACUGCUGACCUCUGAUCUCAACAGUCUGCCAGAGGAUGACCAGCGGGCGCUGGCUCGCUCUCUGGAGGCACUGAACUCUGACGGUGGGCUGUACUCAGAACGCAACGCCCGUACCGAGUCGGCCAAGUCCACACCACUGCACCGCCACAAAGACGGGGACCUGGUGUCAGAGAGUCCGCUGGAGAUCACCGAGUUAUGACUAGCAGAGGCCUCGCUGGUCUAGGACCAGCCGACUCCUCGGCGCCCCCCUCAGGACUGGAGGAGUCAGCUUAACCAGUCAGACAGCACAGAGUCAGAAGCCUCUGAUUGGUCAGGGAGGAUCACAUGAUGAGUGCGGAGCUAGUUUAAAGACACAGAGACCUCCUUCCAAAGACCCACCACCUGUGGGAGGAGCUUAUUCUUAAUUCUUAUUUAUUCUUGAGGGUGCCUCAUCCUCACUGAUCGUCUAAACAAAUGGCGGGGGUCGGAGACUGGUUAAGACAAGGCCCACCCACUUGCUGUUACUGGGCUCCUUCCUGUUUAAACAUCUGAUAAUCUGCCGUGAUUGGACGACCUUUUACGAUCUCUGCUUAAUCAGAUUCUCGAUAAUCUUGUCCUGUCUGACAGAAUAAAGACAGAAAUCCAGUCAGGCUGAGGAAAACUAAGGAUCUAUGAAAUAGUUUAAAAUAUUAAUGAUGUCUGAUCAUACUAACAUCUGCUAAUGUUAGCCAUCCUCCUACAUCAACCAAGAGUUUUAUCUAUAAAAACCAAUAAACCAGAUGAGUUACACAUUCUGAUGUUACUGGCAAGACUUGCAUUAACAUUGCUGACCAAGUACUAUUAGUAUGUUUGCUGUUAAGGACCGUUUUAGCUCCUUAACAGGGUCAGAACAUGAGCUGAACCAUGCUGAAAAAAGAACUGUGAUUUAUUCUGGCUCAUACUGUAAAUUCAAUAUGAACUGUUUAACUGAAGGGAUUGAUACUUUUUAUUUUAUUUAAUGUUUGUAUAGAGAAGGGUAUGAAGUAAACCAUUGUUACACACUACUGCAUUUAUAACCAGAGCUAAUAUGCAAAGCCCAUCCCUAUUUAAGCCUUUAAAGACCUAAAA